Funneliformis caledonium is the source of this 1884-nucleotide messenger RNA. The record is from the annotation of a GenBank genome assembly. Lineage: Eukaryota; Fungi; Glomeromycota; Glomeromycetes; Glomerales; Glomeraceae.
AUGUCCCAGACUCAGUUUGUUCUAAAUUCACCUCCACCAUCGUGGAUUGAGGGUGAACAAUUCCGAAUUCAUUGUGGGAUUUCGGGUGGUUUUAUGCGUAAGAUUGAGCCUAUUGGUAAUCAAUUCCUUGCGCAUGCUCGCCGAAAGUUGAAUAACCAUUCUUUUUCCGAGGACGAUCGUAUUCAGGCAGAAUCUGCGGUAGAACAAGCUGAGGAAGUUCUUUCAGAUGAUUCGGAAGAAGAGACUCCCGAUUUGUUAAAUAGAGAUCCAAAAGAUUGGAAGGAACAAGACCAUUAUGCAGUAUUAGGACUCUCUAAAUAUAGGUGGAUAGCUACCGAUGAACAAAUCAAACAUGCACAUCGGAAGAAAGUUUUGAAGCAUCACCCGGACAAAAAAGCUUCUAGUGGGAAUACAAAUGAUGACGCUUUCUUCAAAUGCAUACAAAAAGCCCAUGAAGUUCUUUCCGAUUCUGUUAAACGUCGUCAAUUUGAUUCAGUGGAUGAAGCCAUCGAUGAUACUCCACCAAGUAUAAAAGCUAAGGGUGACUUUUUUGAGCUAUACGGUCCUGUGUUUGAGCGAGAAGCGAGAUUUUCGAAUAAAACUCCGGUUCCUAUGCUGGGCGAUAUAAAUACACCCAAAUCAGAAGUUGAAACAUUUUAUGAUUUCUGGUACAAUUUUGAUUCCUGGCGUUCUUUUGAAUACCUUGACAAAGAAGAUACAGAUAAUCAGACACUUUCUUUAGACCCACGCAUUAUCAAAUUUAAACAAGAGGAGAAAGCUGCAAGAGACGCUAAGAAAAAGGAGAAAGAAGAGGCAGCUAAAAGAGCUGGGGAAGCGGCAAGAAAGGCCGCAGAGGAAGAAAAACAAAAGAAAGAGAUUGCUGAGGCUGAAGCGAAACAGAAGCAAGCUGAGGAAAAGAAGGAAAAGACAGUGAAGAAGAAAGCAGUUCGCAAUGAAAGAAAAAAUAUAAAAACGCACGUCAAAAAUUAUAAUUAUUUUUAUCCGGACAAUCAAACACCGCCAGUGGAUAUCAUUGAUAUUCAAUUAUCAGAACUGGAUUCGUUAUUUGAAAAUCUUUCUUUGGAAGACUUACAAAACGUUAGAAAGCAGUUGGAUUCCGCUGAAGAUCAUAUCAAUGAAGUAGUCGUUAAAGAAGUUACCCCGGUUGAAAAACCUGUUGCAAAAGAAGAGCCUAAGGAACGACCAUGGAGUGUAGAAGAAAUAUCAUUGCUAGUUAAGGCUGCAAAUAAGUUUCCUGGAGGUACUGUGAAUAGGUGGGAGAAGAUAAGUGAUCACGUUGCGUAUCACACAAGUUUACCACCCAGACCUAAUGAUGAAUUGAUUAAAAAGUCGAAAGACGUCCAGAAAGGUGCAAACGCGUUAGAAGAAGAUGUACGUCAAUUACAGCAUCAAAAAAAACAUACCGAUGUGCGUAUUACGGAUCAUCCUUCAAUGCGCGAAGCAACUAUUAAUUAUGAUGAGCCAGUGACAACGUCUGUUGAACCACGGAAUAAAUCAAAGUCUACACAAAAAGCGGGUAAAAAUAAGGCGAAAAAAGCCACUAGCGCACAACAACCAAUAGCAUCAACCUCAGAAAGUGCCGAGAUAAAAGAAACUUCUACGAAGGCAGCGACUACAAUUUCAAAAGAAAAGUCCGAAACGAAAGCUUCAGCGAACGGAAUAAAGUCUACCUCGGACGUCACCACGUCCCCUUCAUCACAGUCAGCCGCUAGUUGGACGGCAGUCCAACAAAGCCAAUUGGAACGAGCUUUACAGACCUACCCACCAACCUGGAAGGGUGAUGGAGAUAGAUGGGACAAGAUUGCUGCAGCAGUCGAAGAAAAAACAAAAAAGGAAUGCAAACUUAGAGUUAAGGUGAAAUGA